Bombyx mori (domestic silkworm) is the source of this 4227-nucleotide messenger RNA. Its product is annotated as CKLF-like MARVEL transmembrane domain-containing protein 4. Gene Ontology annotation, cellular component: membrane. The coding region runs from base 1469 to 2011 and encodes 180 amino acids. The transcript has 4 exons. NCBI's taxonomy places the organism in Eukaryota, Metazoa, Arthropoda, Insecta, Lepidoptera, Bombycidae. The record is from RefSeq and is a predicted model, not a curated record.
AUGAAAAAUGAUAUUAUGGAGUGAAAUGAAUUGGAGAUGAUUGAUUUGAGACAUUAAUCAACUGGGAUGAAAUUAAAUGAAAUGAAAUGGAAUGAAAUAUAAUCUCCGUAAAAUGGUGGUCAUUGACUAAGAUUUUUUCAGUUGACUUUUUGGAGGAUCCCGAGAAGUUACGUCCAAAAUUCAAUUCAAAAUUCAAAAUCAUUUAUUUCAACUUGGAUGUCAUCAAAAACACACUUGUUGAAUGUCAAAAUGUAAAAGAAAAUGUUAACUCUACCACCGGUUCCAAAAAAAGCCACAGUCCUGAGAAGAACCGGCGAAACAAACUCAGCGGGCAUUUUUUUUUUUUUGGAUUUUCUCAAAUAUUUUCUUUUUUUUUUUUAAACAAGAAAACAUAUUUACAGUAUACGAAAAAACAAGCCAAAAAAUACAAUUCAAAUAAAUAAUAAUAAUAAUGAAAAAUGAAAAGGCCAGGAGCGAACGCCUCAUUCCCACGUAGUGCCAUCUAGUAAAAAAUCCUUAACUUUAUAAUAUGCCUUGUUGCACAAACGUUCCUUGACAGUUUUCUUAAAUCUAUGAACAGGUAGUAGUUGAACGUUUUGUGGGAUCUUGUUGAAAAGUUGUACACCCAGCCCCCUGAAAGAGUUGCUUAUUUUCUUAAUUCGAGCCGCCGGCAACGCAAGCCUAUGUUUGUUCCUAGUGUUCACAUUAUGCAAAUCGCAGACUCUGGGGAAUCCUACAAUGUUUUUACGCACGUACAAUAAAUUUUCAAAGCGGUCCAGCGGCUUUGUUUCAUUUUCCCACAUUUGUGCACUUUCACAGAUAUUAAACAGUUAAUAAACCACCAUUAUUACACAUUUAAACCUGAAGAAACACUAAAUAGACAAAAUAAAACAAAUCACACAACUUCACUCCUCGCGUUCCCGCCAAAAAGUCAAAAAAAGAGUGUUGACUGACUGUUGAACUCAUAGAUUAAAGUGCAAGUAGAAAUAUUAGUACAUGGUGAAUUGUUGUAAUUCACAACACGAUUUUGAAUUCUUUUUUAGAAAAGUUAUGGAAAAGUUUUAAAUCGUAACUAGCCUCACAAUUAGCAAAUAAUUGUUAUCGCUCAUAUUUUAAUAUGUGAAUAUUUUACUUUUCGAACAACGACGGCGCGACGGCGAUUGUUAUGUAGGCUUAAGACUACGGUAGUGUUCUGUGGAUACGCUUGUUGAAUGUAAACAAUGAUACAUACAUAGGUACCGUACCUACCUACUCAAAAUCUACGAGUUCUCUGCUGAAAUGAGUCAUUAACGUGCGAAACACGUUCCGUAUAUUGUUUGUAAUAUCGGUUAGUGGUUGGGUGUCAAGGAGUGAUGCGCAGCGAGCCUCGUACAUCAGAGCUUAUCUCAUCGUAGGCGUUGCUAGUGUAAGCAUCGCGUUCAAACAUUUUGUAUGGAUGUAACGUACGAACCAUAAAGACUGCCUAAGUAUGACAUACCCUAAUCAACCUCGGCUACCCCAGUCCAUGGGCUCUUCCAACACUAUGUUUGUAACUGAAGUAAGAUUUGAUCCAUCAUACGCUAAAACGGUACCGGGAGUAAUAAAAAUAAUCAUUAUAAUAUUCAGUUUGAUUGCCUUCAUCUGCAUUCAAGCUUCGUCUUUCUGGUCAAAUGGACGUGGAGUCUACUUCAAUGUUAUAGCACAAUUUGGUAUCUGGUAUUCAGUUGGCAUCCUUUUCUGCUAUCUAUUUCACAUAGUAGAAAAAUACCACAAUUGGAAAUGGUUACGGAUUGAAAUGAUAGCUGAUGUUGCAUUUGUGUUCCUUUACCUUACAACUUCAACAAUUGUUGUGGCUUUUGGAUCUGCUGCAUACUCAGCAGCUGGGUUUUUCGGCUACCUGACUAUGGUGCUUUUCGGGAGCGACGCCUUUAUAAAGUUCAACGCGAUAAAGGCAGGCGAACUGGCCCAGGGACGUAAGGUCGUGGCCAAAGAGGCUCACACUCACAUCGCCACACCACCGGCCAUGCCGUGAGACCCUGUACCGAUCAAUAUCGAUAUAAUUAUUGUUUUAAGACUUAAAUGUGCAUACCAUUAGUACCUAAAAUAUGUACCACCAAAUAUUGAUCACAAUUUUCAUAGUUCAAACACUUUUACGGCUCAAUCGCCAGUCAGGCGUCUGUCGCCGUGAAAAAUUAUAAUAUUUAUUGGAAACAUUGGAAAUUGUUGAAAAACAAAAUGAAAAGGCGAGAUUAAAUUGUAAUAUCUUGAAGAUGAUUUGUAAAAUGAAUUAAAGCCUUUCAGUAUUUAAACUAUUCGUUCGAAAAAAGUUCUAAAACAACGACGUUGGCAAAAUUCCGAAUUGUGACGUCAUUCGUUGCCAAAUGAAAUUACUGUAGUGGAAAACACGUUGAUUCGCGUCUAUUGUUUCCGUGAAUGUCAUAGAAACAACACUGGAACGGUUCUCUUCACCUUGGGAACGGGGAGCAAUGUGCUUAAUACGAGUUUUUUAACUUCUCAAUCGUGUAAGAGUUAACUCAAAUUUGUAUGGAGUUGGAACAGCGGUAGUGGCAAACAUAAGCAAACGAUCCAACUCCAUACAAAUUUUAGUUAACUUUUACGCUAUCGAGAACGUUAAAACAAUCGCACUAAGCACACUGUUUUACGUUCUCAUCGUCAACUGACAUCUAUUAAUAAUUUGUAAUUAAAGCCGGAACCACUCACCGCGCCGUUAACUAAAUAAUCUAAGAACGAUCAACGCAACCACUGAUUGUAUUCCUACGGUACCAGCGCGGUAGUUGAAUGUAACCUGUGACGUCACCCGCCCCCACUCACGUGUUAAUGCAAUUUUCAUCAUCCACAGCACUAACAUUGUGUACCUACCUACCGACGCUUAACAACGUUUCGCUCACAAACUGAAGUCAUAUCUGAUUGCGGUUUAUUCAAAUGAUUGGAAGUCUAUUACAAUUUACAAUUAAAUACGGUUAUUUGUACAAUUGCUACGGCAGGAGCGGCUUGCUUCUGACCUUGACAAUGUUGAUGUCCAAGAGCGAAAGUAAGCACCUGCCGCGAGCCGUUAGCGAUGUAGGCAGGACGCCACCUGAAGCUUGACUGAUACUCGCGGCGUAUCUUUAGAAACUAAGUUAUUAACACAUUUAGGUCUCGUUAAAAUUUUGUCAAGUUUAUGAUAAAUGAUUAAAUAGAUAAUUUUACUUCGGUGCUAUGACUUAUUUAUGUGGAUGCCAUUAUAUUUUUAAUUUUUUCAUUCGUAAUUUACACCUGAAACUACGUUGCCAAACAUCAGAAUGUGAUUCGUUAAUAUAAUGCUCACGAAAAUUCAAAUUUACUAAAUUUUAUUUAGAUUAAAUGGCAAAUACCAAGUAGAAAGCGUGCGACAGUUGGCGCCAAGCCACCCCCACGGGAGGAGGGUCGCUGAGUACUAUUGACACAGUUAUAACUGUUACUCGGGAGGUGAUUAUUAAAAAUAGUGAAACCAGUGUUGUAAUUGCUCUGAGGUAAUACGCGUGCCAAAACUUACACGUCCCAAUAUUUUUACGAGUGCUCAUGUAUGAUAAUUUAUCUGUAAUAAUAUAUUGACAUUAUUAGUUGUUUAGUUAUUUAUUUAUUAUCUGUUAGAAAUUUGUGAUUAACAAAACGGCCUUUACUUAUGACGAUGUAAUCAAAGAUUAGUUUUAAACUUUAAGUUUUAAGUAUUAGUUAGUGAGGUAGAAUUAGCUCGAGUGGCGGUGUUUGUGCCGGGAACCGCAAUCCAGAAAGAACUCACCGUCACGUGGACUCGAAUGGCACGGGACCGUCUGAUUUGUCGCUUCUUUGUGAUAUAAUUCUAAGUUUUAUUAUUCUGUAUAUAAUGUUAUAAUAUAAGUUUGAACUUAACAUGUUUCUGAAAUUGUUGAUUAUGUUUAUUAGACUGCACAAAGCACGUUUUGCUGUCGUCUCGACCGCAUCUCUCGCUUCGAGCAAAGGGACUUGGCUUGGGUAUUAUUCUGUUACUAAAAUAAUUAUGUAUUUGUGUAAUAAUAAUGAAUUGUCACAAAUAAUUUGAAAAUAAUCAGUAAUUUGUUACAAGAGCUGCGACCGACGUUCUGUAAUAAUUUAAAGUAAAAUCAGUUAGACGUACCCGCCCUUUCCUAAUUCAUAUCGUCAUUAAAUAUCUUGUAAUAGUGUUAAAGCCGUAUAAAUAACAUUCCAAAUUGUAUAAAAUUAUAUUCUUAAUAAAGCACGUUGCCUAUC